AUGGCAGGAACAGGUACAAUAACCUCCAUCAGUGCUUUUUUUGACCGUCAUCGGACUGCAUGUUUCCUGCGACAGGUUUUGCAUGAAAGAGGUGCUGGAGAUGCAAAAGUUGGCAAGGCCAGGGACUCUGAGAUAGAGGUGUUUAAAUACUUGUCUACGCAUUCUGCGGGGCUAAGAAGUAGGGAACAAAUUCAAAAUAUUUGCGAAGCACUGAAGCCCUUCGAUCUAACGCAGCCUGAGAUCCUGCAACUGGUGAACCUGAGGCCCACCAACAUUGUGGAAAUUCAUCUAAUUGUUCAGGAAUGUGAGGCACGGUUGGACGAGGCAAGAAUAGAGGAAUUGCUGCUGAUCGUUAAGCAACAUUUGGGUCCUUAG
Molecule: messenger RNA, 375 nt
Organism: Ostreobium quekettii
Lineage: Eukaryota; Viridiplantae; Chlorophyta; Ulvophyceae; Bryopsidales; Ostreobiaceae
Source: the annotation of a GenBank genome assembly